AUUAUAGCGAUUAAGAUUCUUGCUUAAGGUAUAUUAUGAAGUGGAUUGACUUUUCCAGUGCAGGUUAGAACAAGGCAGCAACAUUCAUCAUCAAGGGAACACUUUUCCAGUUAUACCUUGAACAGAAUAACUGGUUCGACAAAUUACCAUUCGUCAAACCAUUGUGGAUCUAGCAAAGCGUUACGAGCAUCACUGCCGAAGUUGUGGGAAGACACUAUGCCAUGAACAUUCAUCAUAUCACAUGGCUUUGCCUCAAUAUGGCAUAUAUACAGAUGUCAGAGUCUGCUAUGAAUGUUUCAACAAAUCUUCGCGUUCUGGAAAUGUUGAUAAAGAAACUUCUUCGGAGGCCAUUGCUGCUGCAACCGACACCAUUUCAAGGCUAAAAAUAGGUGAGGAUAAUGUUCCUUCAUCUGCACCAACUUCGGGAGAUCACAAUGUAGGAGCUUUAGAGUGCAAAUGUGGAAUGCCUUUGUGUAUAUGUGAAGCCCCAAAACCAGAUCCUCCUCCUGCACCGGUUCAUAGUUCUUCAUCAAGUGUGCAGUCCAACCCAAGACCAAAGAAAGCUAUCAGCACUCAACAAUCUGCUGAAUCCAGUACAAAGAAAUCCGGAGCUUCAUCAGCCAGCAAUUCUAGUUCAUUUUUUAAUCUUGGUCAAACAAACAAUACUAGCUCAGAUAAGGGUCAUGCGGAUUAUGAAGUCACUGGAGAGGGUUUAAGGGAAGCAAUUAAGAACAGUGAUGUUCCAGCUGUCAGAAAACUACUGAGUCAGGGAGUGGACGCAAACUACUGUGACAAGCAAGGUUUCACUUUGCUGCAUUUGGCUGCACUAUUUAAUCAGACCGAGAUUGCUCUUAUUCUCAUGGAUAAUGGAGCGAACGUGGAAUGCAAGAAUGGGCAAGGUGAAACGCCUCUCGACUGCGCUCCGGCCAUGCUGCAAUACAAAAUGCGCAACCGGAUGGCGGAACUCGCAGCUGGACAAUCAAGCCACUGAUUUUGUAUAUUGAGCUUUCGUGUGAUUUUGUUUCUCGACAAAUGGAGGCUGCUUUCUUUGGAGUUUGCUGAUUUGACUUCAAGACUAGAGGAUAUGACAAGAUGUCCCCGGAAGCAGUAUACUGCUGUUGGAGAAUAACUUUGUCUUUAUUUCAUUUGGCAGAACAGUUUACAAAGCUGUACAAUUUCUUUUUAUUAUUUUAAGAAUGUCGAAUCUUAAUGGUAAUAAUAAUUUUAAGGGUUAAUUAAACAA
Molecule: messenger RNA, 1243 nt
Organism: Ananas comosus (pineapple)
Lineage: Eukaryota; Viridiplantae; Streptophyta; Magnoliopsida; Poales; Bromeliaceae
Product: vacuolar protein sorting-associated protein 27
Exons: 10
Coding region: 242-991 (249 amino acids)
Biological process (GO): protein transport to vacuole involved in ubiquitin-dependent protein catabolic process via the multivesicular body sorting pathway; protein targeting to vacuole
Cellular component (GO): ESCRT-0 complex
Molecular function (GO): phosphatidylinositol-3-phosphate binding; metal ion binding; ubiquitin binding
Source: RefSeq, a predicted model, not a curated record